GAUCCCGAGCUCGUUGAUCUAUAUUUCCAUGUAAGCAUGGCUGGAUAUCUGAUUAUCUCUUUCAGGUUUCCUAAUCAUUUCUCAAACAUGUAAUCCAAUCUGAACCUUAAAAGCCGUUGCUGCUCCACUUGAGGACUGUGAUCAUAGCUAACUAUAUGAAUGCAAAUUUUUAGUUGUACAAACAAAAUGUAUUUAUCUUCAAUAUAUAGAUUAUUGUAUUGAUUAUAUGUAUAAAAUGAUGAAAAAUUUAAUUAAAAUUGAUUUAAGUUGGUUUUAAUAAUACUAGUACUUUAUUUUGUAUAUAACUCAAUGGGGAGAUAAGUUGAUGUAACUGACCUCAGCUAGUUGGUGCAAAUAAGACUUGAUGAUGAUACCACGUCUUUAGAGCUAUAUGUGCAACGUGCUAUUGUUGCUUUGAAUUGUGACUUAGAAGCCGUUAAUUUAACAUUGGCUUAGUAAUUCAAGAGCAAGUCCAGUUGCAUCGAGAUCAGUUGUUUAUUCCCUCUUUGAUUGGCUAGAAGGUAUGUUUUGACGCUUGACGGCAGCACUGUAUUUUUUCUGUUCGCUUAAUUCACAAGGUGCCUUUUGAGAAUUGUUAAUCUCAGCUUCUGAACAUCGCAGAAACUUCAAGUAAUUGAUGACAUUAUAAAACUUGAUGCUGUAUGUGUCAUGGGUGGUGCAGUUUGAACUUUGAAGCAUUGUAAUCUUUGUACAUAAUCAUUAUGUUCAUACUGCCAAUAAAGUAUUAUCUGAUUAGAUUUAGCUCUCCUUAUAUGAGAUCAUGUUUUAUGCAAUGCUAAAAUCUGUAAAAAAUAUACUGAUAAUUUUGGUGAAAUGAAGAGGUUCCAGGUCAAAAUUAUAAACAGAGAUAUAAGCUAAGCUGUCUUUCCCUGUUAAACCAGCUCUUAAGCGACAUGGCCUCCUUUGGACUGAUGUGGAUUAUGAAUGUCAUUUAAAUUAAGUUCUCUUGUUAGAUCUUUAGAUAAAUUGGCAAAUCCAAGGCAAAUGAGACAUCCAUGAAUAUAGUCAGUGCUUGGUAACCUUUUUGGAAUCUAUGUCUAUUAUAUAGAGCUUUGGAGACAAAUUUACAAAUUUUGAUUUGUCUAUGAAAUUUUGAUUAUUAAGAUAUGACUGUUCUUCAAGUAGUCAAGUUCUUCCAGUAUUAAAAUUAUACUGGAUAUGUAUCUCUUACAUUCACUAACUUUGAGAAAGAAAAGUUGAUCUCUAGUUUAUAAACUACUGCAAUUUUGUCAAACCAUUUCAUGAACCAUCUACUUCUAAUUUAUCAUGAUUCAGUAAGAUGAAUUUUUAAUUUGGAAGUUUAAUUCGCCCUAUUAAUUAUUGGUAGUUGAACUGAGAGCGCAAACUGCCUAAGCAUGGUUGUAUCCAUGUAAUACAAGUAUAAUGAAUUUCCUGCAUUGCAGUUUUGAGAAGUCCCCUAGACACAGUACAUAUGUUGCAAGGUUUGAAGCAGAGCUAGCACAAUGGUGUGAGAAGCUGCAUGCAACACAGGUGAUGGAUUUAGAUAGGAAAGUUAGACGUGGUCGUGAGCGAUUAGAACAAGAGGUAGAGGCAACACCUGCUCCAAUCCCUACUGAAAAAUCUGAACAUCUCUCAGUGUUAGAAGAAAAGAUCAAGAAACUUCUCGAGCAAAUCGAGUCUCUUGGUGAAGCAGGGAAGAUAGAUGAAGCUGAGGCACUUAUGAGAAAAGUGGAUAUGCUUAAUGCUGAGAAGACAGCUUUUUCCCAACAAUCAGCAACUGAUAAGGUUUUGAUGCUUCCACAAGAGAAGAAAAUGGCAUUAUGUGAUAUUUGUGGCUCAAUUUUGGUAGCAAAUGAUGCGGCUGAGCGGACACAAACACAUGUUUUGGGAAAGCAGCAUAUUGGUUAUGGGAUGAUCCGGGAUUUUCUUAGUGAGUUCAAGGCUGCUAAGGAAAAAGCAAAGGAAGAAGAUAGACUAGCUAGGGAGAGAGAAGCAGAAGAGCUGAGGAAACAAAAGGAAAAUGAUCAUGGCAGUAGGGUCAGAGGGACUGAUCUGGGUGAGAGAGAAAGGUCUAGAGAACGUGAGCAUGGACGCGAUCGGUUUAGAGAUCGGGGCGCUGAGCGAGAAAGAUCAAGGGGGGAUUGGAGUGGACGAGGAAGCAGGGAUCGAGGAAGAGAAUCAGAUCGUCGGAUUGACUAUCGCAGAAAUGGGAGGGAAUCCAACAGGGACAGGUUUAGAGACAGGUCUGGAGCACGAAGCAGAUCCAGAUCUCCUGCCAGGCAUAGCCAUAAAAGAUCAAGAAGUCCUGUUCUUCGAUAGUAGCCAUUAGUAUAACCCAUUUGUCGCCUAUUGUAACCAAACAGCUGGUCAUUCUCUAGUUCCAUAAUCAUUUUUCUUUGGUACUAGGUAACUCUUUUAUUUGAAGAUCAAUUUUGCUACUAUAAAGCCUUUGAAUUUAUAUCCA
Molecule: messenger RNA, 2446 nt
Organism: Zingiber officinale
Lineage: Eukaryota; Viridiplantae; Streptophyta; Magnoliopsida; Zingiberales; Zingiberaceae
Product: luc7-like protein 3
Exons: 4
Coding region: 1405-2301 (298 amino acids)
Biological process (GO): mRNA splice site recognition
Cellular component (GO): U1 snRNP; U2-type prespliceosome
Molecular function (GO): mRNA binding
Source: RefSeq, a predicted model, not a curated record